CUCUCUCUCUCUCUCUCUCUCUCUCUCUCCAUUUUUCUAAUAAUGAAUGCCAACAGAGAGGAGUCGACAGAGGCAGGAGGCAGUCCAGCUCAAAAUUUCCCCAUUUCCGCAACCGUUACUUGGUCCCCGCAUCAACUGCGGGCGAACACUAGAUGCUCAUUUAGAUUUGCUCGCCAAACUCGCUUCACCGACGCGAAUCCUGACUACCCCUUCGCCCGAUCCGGAGAGAGCGACGCCGGCGGCCUGCUUUCUUGCAGUUUCUGCGAUGCAGUUGACAUACAGAUGUCUGCCGAACGUGUGGUGGACUUCCUUUAG
Molecule: messenger RNA, 315 nt
Organism: Linum tenue
Lineage: Eukaryota; Viridiplantae; Streptophyta; Magnoliopsida; Malpighiales; Linaceae
Source: the annotation of a GenBank genome assembly